UACCAGGAGUACUUCAACUUUGAGGGCUCGAGGCGCUUGUCGGCCGCGACGCUGCGUGCUGAUGCGCGUGCUGCGGAGGAGGCCAAGGUGCUGGCGGCUGGCCAGAAGGCGAUCGCGCACUCGGAGCGACAGCGCACCGAGUCACAACACAAGAAGUCGGCGGGUCGCAGGUGGUUCAACUUCGAGUCGGACGAGAUGACGGACGACGCGCGCCGGGACUUCCAGCUGCUGCGCAUGCGUAACUACCUGGACCCGAAGAAGUUCUACAAGAGCUCGGACCACUCGCGCGCGCUGCCCAAGCACUUCCAGAUGGGCGUGGUGGUCGAGGGCGCGCACGAGUUCCACUCGGCGCGUCUCACCAAGAAGCAGCGCCGCAAAACCUUCACGGACGAGAUCAUGGCGGACGAGGCCGUGGUGCAGUACACCCACCGCGUGGCCUGCAACAUCCAGGCCGCGCGCGCCAACACGGGCCGCAAGAAGAGACGACGCAACUAG
This is a messenger RNA of Phytophthora sojae, 495 nucleotides long. RefSeq lists its product as hypothetical. The record is from RefSeq and is a predicted model, not a curated record. Gene Ontology annotation, biological process: RNA processing. Gene Ontology annotation, cellular component: nucleolus. Gene Ontology annotation, molecular function: RNA binding. The transcript has a single exon. The annotation marks the transcript as partial. Lineage: Eukaryota; Oomycota; Peronosporomycetes; Peronosporales; Peronosporaceae.